ACCAAAGCAAUAAUCAAAAUCAAAAUGCCCAAAAAGAUGGAUCAAAACCAUGUCAUCACAAUAGAUAAAAAAGAAGUGGAUAUUAUGAUGACCCAAAUAAGAAAGCCACCAAGAUUACUCAACAGAUUAGCCGGCCACAGUUCUUGUUGCAUAUUUAGAGUCCCUCAAAGUCUAGUUGAAAUCAACAAAGAAGCAUAUCAACCUCGAAUUGUGUCAAUCGGCCCAUACCACUAUGGGAACAAAGAUCUUGAGAUGAUUCAAGAACAUAAAGGGAGGUUCCUCGACAAUAUGAUCACAAGAACGGGUAAGUCACUUAGUGUUUUUGUGAGCAUCAUAGUGCCAUUGGACAAAGAAAUUCGAGAGAGCUACUCGGAGUCUAUUGAUCAUUUUGCUAAAAAUGAUCUAGCCAAAAUGAUGGUGCUUGAUGGGGUUUUCUUGAUUGAAUUGUUUAGAAAAGUUGGGAAGUUGGUUGACACUCAUCCGGAUGAUCCCAUCUUUAAAAUGGCAUGGGUUUCUCCAUUUUUGAUGAGAGAUAUUUUGAGGAUAGAGAAUCAAAUCCCAUUUUUCGUUCUACAAAAGUUGUAUGAAGCGUCUAAAGGUGACGAUGUGGAUCGCACGCUUCAAUCUUUAAUCCUAGAGUUUUUCAAUUACAUGGUUGAUAGGCCACAAAAUGUUUUAAAGCGGUAUGCAAAUGAUGAUGGAAAACAUUUACUUGAUUUUUUUCGAAAGAGUUUCAUAACUACGAAUAAUAAUAUAAACUCGUUUGGUUCUGAAAAUACCAUCAACCCUUCCCUUAAACUCAUCAAACCCGCAACCAAACUUGUUACCGCUGGGGUCAAGUUCAAGGCUAAUCAUGAAGCCGAAAGCUUCUUAGACAUUGAAUUCAAAAAUGGGCUGCUUUUAAUUCCUCAAAUCAAUAUGGAUGAUUUCUAUAGUUCCUUUUUUCUAAACUGCAUGGCUUUCAAGCAAUGCUAUCAUCAUUGUUCGAAAGACAUUACAACGUAUGUUGUGUUCAUGGGUUGUCUCAUGCGCACCUCAGCGGACGUGAGUUUGCUUUCGGAAAAAAAGAUUAUCGAGAAUUAUUUUGGCACGGAUAAAGAGAUUUCAAAAUUCUUCAAUGAGGUUGGAAAAGAUGUGGCUUUUAAUAUUAAGAAUAAUUACUUAAAAGAUUUGUUUGUGGAGUUAAACGAGUAUUGUAAGAAUGGGUUGCAUGUACAUUGGGCCGAGUUUAAACAUAACUAUUUUGGUAGCCUCUGGAUCACAAUAUCGGCAAUUGCGGCUUUUAUGUUGCUUUGUUUUGCAGCUCUCCAAACAAUUUACACCCUUAUUUCUUAUUACCAUAUAAGAAAGAUUGAGAUUACUUGUUGGUGGGUGGCUGGUGGUUGUUGCAGCGGCACUCCGGUGAUGGUGUAUUGUUCUGAUUGUUAAGUUCGUUUAAUUAAGUUGAGUUCAUGUUGUGUAUUCCAUCCUGUAACUUUUGGUUUGUUGCAAGUUAUUAAUAACAUUUGUUUUGUCAUAUGGGUCCUUGUAGCUAUCUCAAGUUUAAUAAACAUUAAGCAUUGUAUAGUUUAUGUUACGAGAUUGGUUGA
Molecule: messenger RNA, 1589 nt
Organism: Helianthus annuus (common sunflower)
Lineage: Eukaryota; Viridiplantae; Streptophyta; Magnoliopsida; Asterales; Asteraceae
Product: UPF0481 protein At3g47200
Exons: 1
Coding region: 25-1428 (467 amino acids)
Source: RefSeq, a predicted model, not a curated record